AUGGAAAAUAAAUUAAAGUUAUAAAUCAUGGAUUACAAUCUUUACUUGGAGGGCAUUUUCAACAAAUAGCCCUCCUUUGUUAUUUGUGAUUAGCAUAAUCUCAAAGUGAAGACCAAAAAUGAGUAUUUUAAGUUUGAAAUUUCACUGAAUCUUCAUCUCUAAUGGAUAUAUGUCGAAGGAUAAAUUAAUGAAGUUAGAUUUGAGAAUCAUUCUCUUAAGGGACCAAUAGAAAACCUGGAAAAAUUGAAAAACUGCUUGGAUUGUCGAGUUAUUUAUUUAGGUGCAGCCUAGUUAUAUGAAUAGUAUCUCAUAGUCAAAGAAGACGAAUUCAAAAAGACUAUGGUUGUUAAAUCAAAGACAAAAGGGGGAUUGUACUUUUGUAAGGCAUACAAAAAGGAAAUUCGAGAAAAUGAACAUAAAUUUUUGAAAGAACUUAAAAUCUUGAGAAUGCUCAAAGAGAACAAGAAUGUUGUUAGAGUCCUAGAAGUAUUUGAAUCAAAACAUAAUUAUUACAUGAUUAUGGAAUACAUGAUACGCAAUCUUGAAUAAGAUUAUACGCACGAAGAAAAUUAAAUUAUAAUAAAAGAAAUAUUAAAUAUUUUAGAAGAUCUGAAUCAAAAAUCCAUUAUUCAUGGUUAAAUCAGGCCAAAAAAUUUUAUGUUCAAUAAAGAUAAUGUGAUGAAAUUGAUUGGAUUUAGCAAAACUAAAAUAAUCCAAGAAGAAGUCUAGGGAGAAGAUAUAUAUGAUUUACAUAGAAUACUUCUGCAUUUGAAUGGCCUCAGUCAAAAUGUAUUAGAUUAUGAAAAUGGAUAUUAUCCGCAUAUUCCAUCUCACGGAACCAACUUCCUGAAAAGUCUAUUGAAUCCCUCUAAAUAUCGAAUUAACAUCAAGUAGGCACUUACUCAUCCUUUUUUGAAUUGUAAUGAGAAUGAUCAUCAGAUUGCAAGAAAAGAAAUGAACCUGAAGUUCAAACACAGUUUUAAUAGUUUUUAAUGA
Paramecium tetraurelia is the source of this 996-nucleotide messenger RNA. RefSeq lists its product as uncharacterized. The transcript has 3 exons. Gene Ontology annotation, biological process: intracellular signal transduction; protein autophosphorylation; peptidyl-serine phosphorylation. Gene Ontology annotation, cellular component: cytoplasm; nucleus. Gene Ontology annotation, molecular function: ATP binding; calmodulin binding; calcium-dependent protein serine/threonine kinase activity. Lineage: Eukaryota; Ciliophora; Oligohymenophorea; Peniculida; Parameciidae. The record is from RefSeq and is a predicted model, not a curated record.